Messenger RNA from Anisakis simplex (herring worm), 582 nucleotides. Lineage: Eukaryota; Metazoa; Nematoda; Chromadorea; Rhabditida; Anisakidae. The record is from the annotation of a GenBank genome assembly.
AUGACUGUUGGACUAAAAUACGAUGGUAAAGACACAUUCCCACAAAUGAAAUUCGGAAGUGAAUGCUACGGAUUGAAGUUCGAUGGACAAUUCUCAGAAAACUUUCUACAAAAACUGUGCGAUGCUAGCUGCUUUUGUCCACCGCCAUUCGUGCAAUUCACAGACAACUGCGAGAAAUUCGGCGAGUGCGUCUACCAGAUACCUCAGAAAGUUUCAUAUGGUGUUGCUGCACAAACAUGUGCUCACUACAGGACCGAAAUGAUUGAAAUACUCAGUGAAAAGAAAAAUAAAUUCCUCAAGGAGAUGGCUAUUAAAUAUGGUAUGGAAAGCCUUUGGCUUGGAGCAACUGGUGUUGAUGGCAGGUACACAUGGAAAAGCGGUGAAGUGGUAAGUGGCUAUCAGCCAUGGGCAGAAAACCAACCGAAUGUUGCUGAUGGAAACUGUGCCUUCGAAGACGUUAACACCGGCAAAUGGAGCUCAGCACCAUGUGAUGAUGACUUUGUGACUUUACACAGCUUUGCAUGCCAAAAAAUCGCAUGUGACACGAACCAUUACUGCAGUCUGGCUUUCAUGCAGCCGUAA